Messenger RNA from Piliocolobus tephrosceles (Ugandan red Colobus), 1341 nucleotides. Its product is annotated as paraneoplastic antigen Ma6F. NCBI's taxonomy places the organism in Eukaryota, Metazoa, Chordata, Mammalia, Primates, Cercopithecidae. The transcript has 3 exons. The record is from RefSeq and is a predicted model, not a curated record. The coding region runs from base 205 to 1341 and encodes 378 amino acids.
GUUAACACCAAGUGCCUUAGAGAACCAUAUGCUUCCACACUGCGGAGCUGAGGUGAUCUCUUCAGACCCUUGGGAGAGACCCAGACAUCUGACUUCCCACUGAGAGACCCGGAAUUGCCCAGAGUUUGAGAAAGCUGCGUCAGAGACUGCAGCAGUCAGCACACAUUCCUGUCUGACCAGGCUCUCUCCCUCAAGUCCCCUGCGAUGCCUCUGGCGAUGCUUCGGGACUGGUGCAGGUGGAUGGGUGCGAACGCAGAGCGCUCCCUGCUCAUCCUGGAUAUCCCUGACGACUGUGAGGACCAUGAGUUCCAGGAGGCCGUGCGGGCUGCCCUGUCGCCCCUGGGCAGGUACCGACAGCCAGGCUGCGUGGAAGAAUCCUUUGAGAGCUGGUUGGAGGAUGCCAAGGAUAUGCUGCAGCUGUGGUGCCACGCGUCGGAAAGGGAGAGAAGGAGGCGGAUGCUGGACAGCUUGGAUGGCCUGGCCCUGGAUAUCGUGAGCGGCCUCCUGGAGGAAGAGCCCGACUUCUCUGUGCAGGACUGCCUGACGGCGCUGGGGCAGGUGUUUAGGAGCCGGGAUACGUGGAUGACCUCGCGGAUGAAGUUCCUGACCUGCACGCAGGGGCCCCAGGAGGGGCUGUUUGUCUUCGUGGUGCGCCUGGAAGGCCUGCUGCAGAAGGCCGUGGAGAAGGGGGCCGUCCACCCAGCCAUGGCCAACUACCUGCGACUGCGGCAGGUGCUGUCUCGGGCCCACCCCAGUGAGGCGCUUCAGGAUACCCUGAGGAGGAUGCAGCUGGAGAGGAGGCCACCCGGCUUCCUGAGGCUGCUGCGGCUCAUCCGGGACACGGAGGCGUUGGCGGCCUCCCCAGCGAGGAGCCAGCAGUGUGCGGCCUGGCCAGCAGCCCCAGUGGAGAGUGAAGACCCAGCUGCCAUCCAGGCGGCCCCUGCCGGUGGAGAUGCCGCCCAGGCCUCCCCAACCCAGGGGAACACCAGCGAGGCUGAUCCCAGAGUGGAUGAUGCUGCUGAGGCUGCUUCUGCCACCAAAGAGGCUGCCAGGGGCGCCCCUGCCACUGGGGAAGUUGAAAAUGCCCCUGCAUGCCUUGAAGGCCUAGGUCAGGCAAGGCCCCCCGACGCCCCUGGGGGCCUCCGAGCCCGGAUGGGCAGUGGAGUCGACAUGGCCCCAGGAGGUCCCAGCUGGGAGCCAGAGGGCCUUGUCCAGGUCGGAGGCCAGGAGGCUGAGGAGCCUCCCCAGGAGGGGCUCAAGCCCAUCUUGGAGGAGUCAGAAAACGAGGAUGAGGACGGGACUGGGGAGGUGGGCAAGCCCAAGCCCCCCCCGGGCAAAUAG